GGGGUUCUGCUCAAGACCCUUCAAAAAAAAACAUUGAUUUUGGAAGGAGGGAUGUUCUACUCCGCAAGUCAGCCUCAGCAAGAGGCGUAGUGAAACACUUCCCCGCCAGAGGGCAGUGUCGUAGUCCGCCGGCCACUACCUUCUGUCCGUCAGCCACCGGGCGGGGGUAGGACCCACAUGGACGCGGGGCGGCCACGAGCCCCACAUUUGCAGAGGGAAGCCGUGCCCGCCCAGAGGGAAGCCGUUCCCGCGGCAGGACGGCUUCCAGCACCAAACGCGCGGUGGCCUGCGGCUGCGGGUGUAACAGAACCCGCGCUCUGGCUCCGCUCCUGGAACCAGGCCGGCGCCUCCGUCCUCCCCGACCUCCUUCCACUCAGAGAAGCAGGUCAUCUGAGCUUCCGCAAACCCCCACCCACAUAGAACUAAAUAUUUUUCUUUUGAAUGACAACAGAAGCGUGGCCUAGAUUAAUGGCUUAAUUGUCCCUCGUGCUAAAAGGCGACUCACCAGCCCUGGCUCGCCAAGGAGGGGGCUGCCAGGGGAAUGGGCUGGAAUGCGGAGAGGGGAGGGAGCAGUCACUGCCCCAGGGACACGGCCCCACGGCCCCGGGACCCCCCCAUUAUCUCCCUCACCCGUGGCCACCGCCCGCAACCGGACCCCGGGCGACGCCUUUGGGCAGCCCCGCCCGCCCGCUGGCUCCCGUGUCCCCAGCCCUCUCCUCCGCCCCGCCUGGCGCACUGCAGAGCUUGCGAACUUCCCUGGACCCUGCAGGGAGGAGGCCGCGGAGACGCCUUCCGACUCUGGCCCUCUGGUCCCGGCGGCUCCCGGCCCACCACCCGCAGGGCAGGGUCUCGCCCCGGUGCAGACGCCGCCAGCGCCGCAGGUGCCGCCCAGAGGCAGCGCGAGGAGGUGGCAUAUGCGCACUGAUGGAUAGGUCCACUAAGCAACGGGCUCAGACUCCCUUUCCUCUUUGAAUCUAGGAAGCGAGAAUCCCUAGCAAGAGGUGUUAUAUAACAGAUGCAGAUCUGUGGCUCCAGAGUGUAUCCUGAGAAGUAUUUCUAGGCUCUUGGCCCGAUGUCUUGGCAGCGCCUUGAUCUGAAGAUGUCACCCCGGGUGCUGUGGGGCAGCCUCAGCCUGCUCCGCCUGGUGUGGUGUGUCCUUCCACAGACAGGCUACGUGCACCCAGAUGAGUUCUUCCAGUCACCGGAGGUCAUGGCAGAGGACAUCCUGGACAUCGAGGCCGCCCGGCCCUGGGAGUUUCAUCCCAGCAGCGCCUGCCGCACGGUGGUCUUCCCGCUGCUGACCUCCGGCUUUGCCUUCUGGCUGCUCAAGAUCUGGAAAGAACUGGGCCCGUGGUCUGGCCUGGUAAGUGGCUAUGCGCUGCUGGUGGGGCCCCGGCUCCUCCUCACUGCCCUCUCCUUUGCCCUGGACGUGGCCAUAUACCACCUGGCCCCGCUGUGGAGGGCGGAGCGCUGGAACGCCCUGGUCUUGCUGUCUGGUUCCUAUGUCACCCUGGUCUUCUACACAAGGACCUUCUCCAAUGCCAUCGAGGGACUGCUCUUUGCAUGGCUGCUGGUACUGGUAUCGCCCCGUGUAGCUCGGAGCCCCGCACCCGGGAAGCCUGCUCGAGGCUCGUGGUGGCACAGCUGGCUUCUUGGGACCAUCGUGGCUGCCGGCUUCUUCAACCGGCCCACCUUUCUGGCCUUCGCUCUGGUUCCCAUGUUCCUCUGGGGCAUUUGCGGAGCCACGAACUCUGCCUUCAAGUCACUGACCAAGGCAGCCCUGGGGCUCCUCCCAGGAGCGACCCUCACAGCAGCAGUGUUUGUGGCUGCGGACAGCUGGUAUUUCUCCAGUCCGUUUACUAAAAGACCCAAUACCCUUGUCCUGACACCUGCCAACUUCUUGCAAUACAACCUGGAUCCUCAAAACCUGGAGAGGCACGGCACACAUUUGCGGCUCACUCACCUGGCUGUCAAUGGUUUCCUGCUCUUCGGGAUGCUGCAUGCCCAGGCCCUGCGGGCUGGGUGGCAACAGCUGCAAGUCUGCCGCCAGGUCUUGGUACAGAUGCGCUCCCUGAGGGUGUGGGAGGCCUGGAGACUGCUGCCCGGCCCCAGCUCUCACCUCCUGCUCCUCUACUUCACGCCCCUAGCACUGCUGUCUGCUUUUAGCCACCAGGAGGCUCGGUUCCUGAUCCCCCUUCUAGUCCCCCUGGUCCUGCUUUGUAGUCCACAGACUCAACCUGUGCCCUGCAAGGGCACCCUGGUCCUCUUCAAUGCCCUGGGCGCCCUCUUCUUCGGCUGCCUGCACCAGGGGGGCGUCGUGCCCGGCCUGGAGCACCUGGAGCGGGUGGUUCAUGCGCCUGUGCUCCCGAACGUACCUACCCACUACACACUCCUCUUCACCCACACCUACAUGCCCCCGCGGCACCUCCUACACCUCCCAGCGCCGGGGUCACUUGUGGAGGUGAUGGAAAUGGGUGGGUCUGAGGAUCCGGUCCUGUGCCAAACCCUGAACAACUUCACCAGACAACCGGCCUGCCAGGUGGCCGGUGGGCCGUGGCUCUGCCGCCUUUUUGUGGUGACGCCGGGCACCACCAGGCCUGCCACGGAGAAGUGCAGCUUUCCCUUCAAGAGUGAGACACUUGUGUUUCCCCAUUUGACCCUCGAGGACCCACCGGCCAUGUCCUCCCUGCUGAGUGGGGCUUGGAGGGACCAUCUCAGCCUUCACAUCCUAGAGCUGGGGGAGAAGCCCGACAACACGACAGAGAAUCCGUGGCCGUAGAUGAAGGCCCCACUCCACCUUCUCUUUGGGAAGCUGGGCUGGGACAGAGUCUGACUCUCUUCCGUUCCCUUCCCUUCCAGAAUUCCCACCCCUGCCUCUCCUGUCCACAGCCCUUGCUUUACUUUCUGGGUAAUCUGGCACCCUUCUCCCCUCAAAGACCAAAGAUCUGACCAGUCACAGUCCUGAUGCCAAGGCCCUGAUGCCUCAAAGGAUCUGUAUAACCAAUCGGUCCCUAAUGUUGGUCCCUGCUCUAUUCCUUCCAGAAACUGUGAUGUUUUAAAUAUAUAAUAGCACCUUGUUGUGAAGAACAACGACCUGAGAGUGACAUUCUUAACUGACCUCCAAACCUUCCAGGAUGCCUUACCUCUUGAUGUCAUGACAACCCUUUGCUUCCUAGACACCUGGAAGGAGGCAGUGUGGGGAUGGAGAGGGAGUAGGCAGUGCAGAUUCAGGGGACCUGAGUUCUAGUCCCUGGUCUGCCAUUCACUGUGUGAUCUUAAGAAAGCUCCUUCCCCUCCCCCAGCCUGUUUCUAGCCUGUACAAUGGAUCAGAGCAUCUCUGAGAUGUCUGCCAGCUAACACCGAGACAUUCCUGGGUUUGCAGCACAUGUCCCCUGGCUAGACAGGCACGUCUCUCCCAAAGCUCUUCAAGCAUGGAAGUGAGUGUGGUGGUAUAUUUAAUUGCACUUUGGUGUCUGCCGUCUUAGUGUUUGUUUGUUUGUUGUUGUUU
Molecule: messenger RNA, 3508 nt
Organism: Myotis brandtii (Brandt's bat)
Lineage: Eukaryota; Metazoa; Chordata; Mammalia; Chiroptera; Vespertilionidae
Gene: PIGZ
Product: phosphatidylinositol glycan anchor biosynthesis, class Z
Exons: 4
Coding region: 1073-2779 (568 amino acids)
Biological process (GO): GPI anchor biosynthetic process
Cellular component (GO): endoplasmic reticulum membrane
Molecular function (GO): alpha-1,2-mannosyltransferase activity
Source: RefSeq, a predicted model, not a curated record